Messenger RNA from Saccharomycopsis crataegensis, 747 nucleotides. RefSeq lists its product as uncharacterized. Gene Ontology annotation, cellular component: prospore membrane; lipid droplet; ascospore wall. The transcript is spliced from 2 exons. The coding region runs from base 1 to 747 and encodes 248 amino acids. NCBI's taxonomy places the organism in Eukaryota, Fungi, Ascomycota, Saccharomycetes, Ascoideales, Saccharomycopsidaceae. The record is from RefSeq and is a predicted model, not a curated record.
AUGAUCCACCCGAAUUUGUGGAUUCCUGUACUUCCCGUGGUUAUUCCUCAAAUCAUCAUUACCGUGCUUGUGUUCACCUUUGUUCACAUUUGGUUUUAUCCGCCACAAGCGUUUGUGGCAACAUUCUUUAACGGACCAACCGGUCUCAUCACUUCAUGGUUUGCCAUCUUACAGCAAUCUGGCAUCAUUUCCAGGAUGAUCAUUGAAAAAACUAUAUUGCCUGGGCCGUUGAAAAAAAUCUUUGAUUCAGUAUUACGUCAAAAUGCUCCUCAAAGGUUCAUCUCCAAAGUGGUGGCCAAAGAAAUCGAAGAGAAGAAAGAGAAAGAAAAAUUGGCGACCAGACCAGUUGGAGAAGUAUUAAAGAGUCAGCUAAUGGUUUUCUCUGAUGAAGUCAUAUAUUACAUUAGCAACCCUUAUUAUUGGAUCAAAUUUUUCCUUAUUAUAUUCUUCAACUUGUUCCCAUUCUUUGGGCCAUACAUUUUGAUUUUUCUUAGAAGUCCUGGUAAAGCCAGAAAUUUACACGAAAGAUAUUACGCUAUCCAGGAAUUCAAUAAGGAAGAUAUCAAAACUUUUUUUAACGCUAAUAGAGCAUUCUACACAAGUUUUGGGGUAGUUGCUUUAAACUUAGAGCUUAUUCCUGUUGUUGGAAUGUUUUUCACUUACACCAAUAUCGUCGGUGCUUCAUUAUGGGCUGCCCAAUUGGAAAAAGAUAGGGAAACAAAAAUUAAGUUGAACCAAUUGAAAUAA